Molecule: messenger RNA, 1326 nt
Organism: Lichtheimia ornata
Lineage: Eukaryota; Fungi; Mucoromycota; Mucoromycetes; Mucorales; Lichtheimiaceae
Exons: 2
Coding region: 1-1326 (441 amino acids)
Biological process (GO): carbohydrate catabolic process; amino acid catabolic process
Molecular function (GO): magnesium ion binding; L-fuconate dehydratase activity
Source: RefSeq, a predicted model, not a curated record
AUGGUCAAACAAGAUUUUACUAUCACAAAGUAUGAAGUACGUGAUAUUCGCUUUCCUACUUCCCAACAUUUGGAUGGAUCGGAUGCCAUGAACAAGGACCCCGAUUAUUCAGCUGCCUAUGUUAUCUUUUACACGGAUUCAGCUAUUGAAGGCCAUGGUAUGACUUUUACCUGUGGACGUGGUACUGAGGUGUGCUGCAGUGCGAUCGAAGCCUUGGCUGUCAAGUUCGUUGGCAAAAAGUUGAGCGAGUUGACUGCCGACAUGCGUGCCACCCAUCGUAUCUGUACCGGUGAUAGUCAACUUCGUUGGAUUGGUCCUGAAAAGGGUGCCAUUCAUCUUGCUACGGGUGCUGUGAUCAAUGCUGUAUGGGACUUGUGGGCCAAAGCAGAAGAAAAGCCUUUAUGGAAAUUGGUUGUCGACAUGACCCCUGAAGAGUUUGUGCAGUGUAUUGAUUUCCGUUACAUCACGGAUGCUGUUACUCCUGAAGAAGCUAUCAAGAUGUUGCGUGAGAAUGAAGCUACCAAGGCGACUCGUGAAGCUGAAAUGCGUGAAAAGGGAUAUCCCGCAUACACCACAUCGGCUGGUUGGCUUGGCUACAGUGAUGACAAGGUGCGCCGCUUGUGUCGUGAAGCCAAGGAACAAGGUUUCACCCAUUUUAAGCAAAAAGUCGGUGGUGACAAGGAAGCUGAUAUUCGUCGUGCCGCCUUGAUUCGUGAAGAGAUUGGCGACGAUGCUGUUCUCAUGAUGGACGCCAACCAAGUAUGGGACGUCAAUGAAGCUAUUUCUUGGAUGGAAGACUUGUUGCAGUUCAAGCCUCACUUUAUUGAAGAGCCUACUUCCCCUGAUGAUGUCCUUGGUCAUGCUACUAUUCGCAAAGCACUCUAUCCUCGCACUCGUGUUGCUACUGGUGAGCACAUUCAAAACCGUAUCAUCUUUAAGCAACUCUUCCAAGCCAACGCUAUCGACUUUUGCCAAAUCGAUUCGUGCCGUGUGGCCGGUGUCAAUGAGAUCCUUGCUAUCCUUCUCAUGGCUAAAAAGUUCAACAUCCCUGUGUGUCCCCAUGCUGGUGGCGUUGGUCUUUGCGAAUACGUCCAACAUUUGUCAUUGAUCGAUUACAUUUGUGUGUCAGCUACCACUGAAGGCCGAGUACUUGAAUACGUCGACCAUUUGCAUGAGCACUUUUUGGAUCCCGUCGUCAUGAAAGAUGGUCGUUACAUGACUCCCACCUUGCCCGGCUAUAGCAUUCAAAUGAAGCGUCAAUCCAUUGAAGAUUACACUUUCCCCACUGGAAAAAUCCACAAGGAGCUUGCCAAUAACAAGGCUUAG